Suillus paluster is the source of this 342-nucleotide messenger RNA. RefSeq lists its product as uncharacterized. Lineage: Eukaryota; Fungi; Basidiomycota; Agaricomycetes; Boletales; Suillaceae. The transcript is spliced from 3 exons. The annotation marks the transcript as partial. The record is from RefSeq and is a predicted model, not a curated record. Gene Ontology annotation, biological process: attachment of spindle microtubules to kinetochore; mitotic cell cycle. Gene Ontology annotation, cellular component: mitotic spindle midzone; mitotic spindle pole body; DASH complex.
GCAUCUCUAGCAUUGCAGGCCAAUAAUGCAGCCGCAAUAUCAUGUUUGCAGGAGAAAAAGAAAGAGUUCAAGGCCGUUGCUGCGCUUGAACGUGCUAGCGCUCUCUUCCUGAAAUGCAUAGAAGGUCUCGCAGAUGACUGUGAGGUUAUGGCUGAUGCUGGUCAAGUACAUGGUCAGGUGCUCGAGCAGUGGCCUCUCAUGUUCCAAAUGUUGAGCCUAUUCUUAAAUAGCCGUGAACAGCACCCAGCAGACUCCAGUGAUGACACUGCACCACUUACUGGAGAACGGCUUGUCCGUAUUCCAGUCAACGAACUCCAGACUGGUGUGUCAAAGAAGUCGUAA